GCUUCGGUUUCCUGUGGGGGAGGCUUACCUGACUUCCUGGAGCAGGGAAAAUGUGCGGAUGUUUCCCUCCAGUCCAACUUCGAUGCUCGCAGGUACUCAGGUCGCUGGUUCAUGACGGAGAUCAUCGAGAACCCUUACAUGCCAAUGAAGAAAUGCAUCAGUUCCAAGUACGACCUCGACGAAAGGCAAGACGGUUUUGAAGUGACCACUUCAGGACUGGAUGCCAAUGGCGAACACGAAUCCCUCCAGGGAAAGAUCUACCACACAAGCAGAUUCCCCAAGGGCCACUUGCACCUCGAUUUCCCUGGUGUUAUUGGAAGCCCUUACAAAGUGAUUGAAACCGACUACGAAAACUACUCUUGCGUGUAUUCCUGCAUCGACUGGAGUGGAUACAAGACCGAGUUCGGCUUCGUCUUCUCCAGGAAACCUGAGAACUGGGGAGAUGCCGCUGAGAAGUGCGCCUCAGUCUUCGAGAAAAAUGGCCGUCGACUUCGAUAAAUUCGUUGCUGUGCCUCAAUCCGAUUGUGACCAUUAAUCGCAGAUGCACCAGUUAAUUAUAGAAUGAACUCUUCCUUCCUUUUAUUUCCUAAAUACA
Messenger RNA from Macrobrachium nipponense, 595 nucleotides. Its product is annotated as crustacyanin-A2 subunit-like. The record is from RefSeq and is a predicted model, not a curated record. The transcript has 3 exons. Gene Ontology annotation, cellular component: cytoplasm. NCBI's taxonomy places the organism in Eukaryota, Metazoa, Arthropoda, Malacostraca, Decapoda, Palaemonidae. Bases 112 to 498 code for a protein of 128 amino acids. Gene Ontology annotation, biological process: response to reactive oxygen species; lipid metabolic process.